Molecule: messenger RNA, 1716 nt
Organism: Glarea lozoyensis ATCC 20868
Lineage: Eukaryota; Fungi; Ascomycota; Leotiomycetes; Helotiales; Helotiaceae
Product: MFS general substrate transporter
Exons: 4
Coding region: 1-1716 (571 amino acids)
Biological process (GO): carbohydrate transport; transmembrane transport
Cellular component (GO): membrane
Molecular function (GO): carbohydrate:proton symporter activity
Source: RefSeq, a predicted model, not a curated record
AUGACGCGCCAAAGGUCUGCCAGCGUGUCCACAACGCGGACGUACGCUGGUUUGAUGGGAAGACCACUGGGACUCCUGAUCUCGACGAUUGCGACUACGGGUUUCCUUUUGUUCGGAUAUGAUCAGGGCGUUAUGUCUGGUAUCAUUUCAGCAGAUCCGUUCAACAACUACUUUCCCGAAACCAAGGAAAACUCCGUUUACCAAGGAUUCGUCACAGCCAUCUACGAAGUUGGAUGUUUAAUAGGAGCUAUUGGAAUUUUAUGGUUCGGUGAUAGCAUUGGACGACGAAGAUCGAUGAUGCUUGGUGGUUUUAUCAUGAUUAUCGGAGUUGUUGUCCAAGUGAGCGCAGUUAAAGGAUCCAACGCAAUGGCCCAAUUCAUCAUCGGAAGAACCAUCACUGGAGUUGGAAACGGAAUGAACACUUCCACAAUUCCAACUUAUCAAGCGGAAUGCUCCCGAAGCAGCAACCGUGGACUUCUCAUCUGCAUCGAAGGUGGUGUCAUUGCGUUCGGAACCAUGAUUGCCUACUGGCUCGACUAUGGCGCCUCUUACGGUCCAGAUGACUUGACCUGGAGAUUCCCUAUCGCUUUCCAAAUCAUCUUCGGAAUAAUUCUUAUCGUUGGAACAUGGUAUCUACCGGAAUCACCAAGAUGGCUUCUCGCUCGUGAUCGGCACGAGGAAGGCAUCAACGUUCUUGCGGCUCUACAUGGUCUCGAAGUUACCGACCCGGAGGUCCAUCUUCAACACAACCUCAUCAUCGACGGCAUCAAGGCUAGUGGUGCUGCUGGAAAGACACCUUACUCCGCUCUUUUCACGGGCGGGAAGACACAACACUUCCGCCGUCUUCUCCUCGGUGCUUCGUCGCAAUUUGCGCAACAGCUUGGAGGCUGCAAUGCAGUUAUCUAUUAUUUCCCUAUUCUGUUUCAAGAGUCCAUCGGGACAGACCAUAGCCUGGCACUACUUCUAGGAGGUGUAAACAUGAUUGUUUAUUCAAUUUCUGCCACUGUCUCAUGGUUCAUCAUCGAGCGCGCUGGUCGCCGCAAGCUCUUCCUCUAUGGAACUGUUGGCCAAUGUCUUUCAAUGGUGCUUGUAUUUGUUUGUCUCAUUCCUGAUGGUGGCAAAGGACCAUCUGCAAAAGGCGCUGGUGUUGGACUAUUUACCUACAUUAUGGCAUUUGGAGCAACAUGGCUGCCACUUCCAUGGCUAUACCCGGCUGAGAUCAACCCUCUACGCACCCGUGCUCGUGCCAAUGCUCUUUCAACAUGCUCCAACUGGCUCUUCAACUUCCUCGUCGUCAUGGUAACACCAGUCAUGAUAUCCAGCAUCUCAUGGGGAACUUACCUCUUCUUUGCUGUCGUAAACGCCUGUUUCAUCCCGAUCAUCUACUUUUUCUACCCAGAAACCCGACGCCGUUCCCUCGAAGAAAUCGAUCUCAUCUUCGCCAAAGGCUACACGGAGAACAUCUCUUACGUCAAGGCCUCCUACGACCUCCCAUUCCUUACCGAUCAGGAGGUCAAAGACAUGUCCCGCCAAUACGGAUUCGUCGGCGAAGACGAGGAGUUCACAGCUGGUGAGAAGGAUAUUGCAACGCCUGGUAAUGGCAGCGAGAAGGCAAGACGUAGCGAUAGCGAGGGGACGUUGGGUGGGAAUACGGCUGUGCAUGAUCAUGCGCAUGGCCCGGAUGAUGUGCAGAAUGGGGGAUUUAGGAACGAUUGA